This is a messenger RNA of Ostertagia ostertagi, 480 nucleotides long. NCBI's taxonomy places the organism in Eukaryota, Metazoa, Nematoda, Chromadorea, Rhabditida, Trichostrongylidae. The record is from the annotation of a GenBank genome assembly.
AUGCACGUAGCGCAUCCCAUGGCCACUUGGUGGAAAAUUGUUUUGCUUGAUCCAUUCAACACUUUCUUUGCGUUUCCAAGAGCACAGUGCUCGUGGAUCGUGAUACCGGACGGUGAAUGUUGUCCGGUGUGUGUCGGAUGUCAGACGGAAAAACUCGAGAAGAAGCGUAAAAACGAAAGUUGGCAGAAGGACGACUGCACCACAUGCACUUGUUCGGAAGACGGUACUCCGGUAUGUGAGAAACACAUGUGCAGCACAGAAUGCGAAAAUCCACGUAAAGUCGAAGGACAGUGCUGUCCUGUGUGUGACGAACCACUACUACUAACAAUGCCGGUAGCUUGUCCGUCGAUUGAGCACUGCCCGCUGCGAUGUGAGGCCGGUCUGAUACGGGAUGAACGUGGAUGUUUCCAAUGUGAAUGCGUUCCUUCCAGUCGUCCAGGUCGUUGCCCUGAGCUCUCUGCACGUAAUUGUGACAAGUAA